GCAGAGCAAAAGCGCAUUUGUACGGACCUGCACAAGCAGGCAUCGGAUUAACACGUGAAUUGGUCAUUGAGGCAUAUAUCUUUACGGUGAGACAAGUCAGAGUUCGGUUUUGGCGCACCGCUAGCUGCCUUUUGGCCCCUCAGACCACAGUGCUGCAGUGAUAUCUAGCUCGUGCCGCAAUUCGUGCCGCCAUCGCACGCCAACGACGCGAACAACCAUGCGUGCAAUCAUUCUCGUAAUCUUGACCAGCAUCCGGGCCUGGACGCCGUCGCCGCGCCCUCGACGCUGCAACGCGCUGCGCGCCCACCCGGCCUUCAAGCAGAAGAAGGACCCGAAAUACAGCCUCGAGGCCGCCGUCGAGGCCGGUGAGGCCGCGCAGCGCGCGAGCGUGCCGCAGUCCUUCGACGACGUGCUCGACGAGAUGGGCGCGAGCGUGGGCGCGGCGCUCGACUCCGGCGGGGCGCGGUUCCUCGUGGAAUGUUUACCGCCGGGCCUGAACCCGGAGCUCGAGAUGACGUGCCCCUACGACCCGUCGCGGGAGCUCGCCGUCGUCCAGGCGCUGCUGAACGCGAUCCCGCGCCGCGUGAUCCGCGUGGCGUGCCCCUCGGCGGGCGACGCGGCGAUGGCGGCGCGCGCGUUGGAUAUCGAAGGAUGCUCGUUCUGUGGUUUGUCGUCAGCGCCGGGCGCGGGCAAGGACCCGGCCGGCGUCGUCAAGCGCGUUUUUGGGAAAGCGCCGGACGUGCCCGACUGCGUGCUCGUUGUGAGGCCGCGGAACUCGGUCGGCGACCCGGUGAUCGAGGACGUGACGACUUGUGUAGAAAUCAAAAUUCCACGGCACCUUCGCAUCGACCUCCACGCCAUCGACGCGACGCCUGCUGAUUCCACACAGGUGAUGACCUGCGCCGAGGCGGCCGGGGGCGUCGGCGCGAGCGUCGUGCUGCUGAACCCCGACCUCGGGAUGAAGGUCGCGCUCGGCAUCCAUCAAAAGGACCGGUGGGCGGCGUUCGUGCGCUCGUUCGCGUCUGGAUCUGUGCAGAAAUCAACCCGUGCGUCGACGAUGCGCGGCCGUGAAAUCUUGGUUUCCGCACAGGCCGGCCUACCACUUCUCGAACUGGUGCGCGUUCGCGCGGCCGAGCUGCCGGCAGAUCGAGCGCGGGCUCGUGCGAUAUACCCAUUCAGGGCAGUGGGAGGGCUUCCACGCGAUCCCGCAGCUCGACGAGUUCAACGGGGAUUUGAAGCGGUAUGGUCGGCCCUUCGGCGCCGAGGGCGCGCCGCCGAUGCCCUUCUUGCGAGCGUUCGGCGGCGCCGAGCGGCUCUCGCGCGACGACCUCGCGCGCGAGAUGAAGCACGGGGCGAAGCUUGCGAAGGUCCUACGGGCUGCGUAAUCAGAUG
Molecule: messenger RNA, 1392 nt
Organism: Pelagomonas calceolata
Lineage: Eukaryota; Pelagophyceae; Pelagomonadales; Pelagomonadaceae
Source: the annotation of a GenBank genome assembly